Messenger RNA from Sitophilus oryzae (rice weevil), 6026 nucleotides. RefSeq lists its product as uncharacterized. The record is from RefSeq and is a predicted model, not a curated record. Gene Ontology annotation, molecular function: DNA binding; protein binding. The transcript is spliced from 10 exons. NCBI's taxonomy places the organism in Eukaryota, Metazoa, Arthropoda, Insecta, Coleoptera, Curculionidae. The coding region runs from base 320 to 3964 and encodes 1214 amino acids.
CGAGAGUGGCGUCCUCUUCCAUAGUUGCCGUACCUUUGUCGGUUUUAAUUCGGGUUCUUUAAAGAAGAAAUCAAAUUUUAAGAAAUUUGACAAUUUAUUCACUGAUUUUUUGUUCAUAAGUUCAUAAAGAAUAAUUAUUUUGGAGUUAUUAAAUUUUAGGACAAAAAUUUCAGAAAUAAGUACUUAAUUCGAAUUGUAAUGACGCGUCAGUAGGCCGCAUCAUAUCGCGAGUGAGGUUGUAACGAGAAAUUCCAGAAAUGCUGCAUAAAACUGAAAAAUUCAUGUGAAACGUUGUUUUUCUACCGUAAAAUUUUUGAAAAUGGAAGGUAAAGACGCUCAAAAUGAUAAAUAUCAGCCGGAAGGUAAAACGGAGGUGGAAAAAACCGUGGAAAAAGAUAAAGAAACUGAGAGUUCAGGUGAUACAAAAACAGACGCGAAGGAAGAAAGUCCAAAUAAACCUACCCAAAAUGGGGAUGCCACUAACAAAUCAUGCGGGGAGUUAAAUAAUAGCGUAGAAGAAUCGAAUAAAAAGGUUGAAAAAGCGGAUACCACUAACAAACCAACCCAGGAUUUAAAUAAUAGCGAAGAAGAACCGAAUGAAAAGGUUGCAAAAGCGAAUGUAAAUGUUGACAAGGAGGAUAAAGACGUUGAAAAAGAGAUUGAAAAAGGUGAAAAAGAGAUUGAAAAGGGUGAAAAGGACAUUGAAAAAGGUGAAAAGGACAUUGAAAAAGGUGAAAAAGUUACUCGAGGUGUAAAGCGUAAAGCAAACGUUAUUGAGAAAGAUGAGCCUAAAGAUACACUUGUGAAUGAUGAAACUGUAGAACAGAAGGAAAAGGAAAACGUCAAUUUGAAGAAUAAUGAUAACGUUUUAGAAGAAAAUCAAUCCCAAGACGAUUCAUCGGUAAGAGUUUCAGAAAGAGAUGAUACGAUGGGAAAAGGCAAACGUGCAAGAAUACCUAAUAAAAGGUACAGCGAUAUAUUGCUAACGCCGAACAACCGUAAGUCUAUGGGUCAGAGUAAAUUGCCAUCUGAUAGCUCGGAUCCAGAACCGAUAGUGGUGGUAAAAGAGGAACCGGUUGAUACAACAGGAUCUCGAGUUGAUAGUCCGACGUUGCCACUUAAAAAGAAUAGAGUACCUGGAGUAAGGGAAAAUUUACAGGAACCGAAAUUUUUGAAACCAUUCAAGUUUGGUUGGAAACGAGAAUUAGUAUGGCGCUCGACAAGCACCACGUCCAAACCAGUAGGCGAUAUUUAUUACUACACGCCGACUGGGAAAAAAGUGCGUUCCUUUAGAGAACUCGCCGACUAUUUGCAAUCAGUACCCAGUAAAAAUCUCACAGUGGAGAACUUCUCCUUUACCAAAGAACCGAUCGGUCUGGAUAAUCCGGAAAAGGAAAUUAUCAGGGAUGCAAAAAUUAAAUCGUCGGAAAAUGCUAUCGAGAGCCCUGUGGUCAAGCCCGUGGAAUCUAUUAAGAAAUCGAAGAGGGUGUUAAGCCCUAAAGCUACGCCCAAAUUCAUUACAGAAUCAACAAAGGCUGAUGUUACUCCGACAAAGAAUAGGGUUGAAUUGACUUCGGCCAAAUCUACGCCGAUCAGUGCUAGUAAAAAGACGAAAAUGCCUGCUAAGAAAGGCAGAGGUCCUGCCCCAAAACGAGCAAGAUUAUCAACUACCAAAAACGCAGAACCUGCUAAGGUUGAGAGUACUCCUGUAAGACCCAGUCCCACAAAAACCAGCAAACCAUUUCUGGAACCUUGCUCUAUACAAUGUGCCGGAUGCGAAUGGGUAGUUCCGACACUCCAAUGUAAGCUGUGCUUGUGCUUAUACCAUCAUGCUUGUGUGGGAUUGACCGGUAACGUGUCAUAUCCAUACGUUUGCAAGAACUGUCAAGUCGAACACGGCGAGAGUUCCGAAGAUGCGAUUUCAAACACUGUUCCCCCUCCACUCACACCGAUAAAUACACUAAAGUCCGUCACCGCACCGAUUUCUAGUUCUUUACCGAAACUUCAAAGAAUUCCCAGGGUAGAAACGUCAGAACCCUUACCUCCACUUCCUCCAUUAUCUUAUAUCACCACUCCGCCACUUCUCAGUCCUGUCAGGACAGAACUACCCAAACUGAUAUCCAAACCCACCCAAGAAAAAGUCCAGGAAGGUACGAAAUCGUCUUUGGUGGGUGCCGUUACUACUUGGCUACCCCAUAACGUCAAGCUGAUUAAUAGUAGCGAAGAACCUACCGAAGUCCUUAGGCCACAGUAUUUGGAGUUUUUGGGCGGUAGGAAGUACUUGGUGAUUCCGAAACAUAAUUUUAUGUCCGUGUCCUCCGCGACUUCUUCGACUUUGAGAUCUGAACAGACUGUAACUCCUGCGAAUUCUUCGAUUCCCGAAGCCCUUCAGCCCGCGGAAAUUUCCGCUUCGUGUGCUAGUUUGGGUUUAGACACGACAAACAAUAAUAAAGCCGAACCUUUGGAGGAAAUUAAGGAAGAGCCGUUGUCGCCUUCGAAAGUUGACGAGAAAAGUCAACAAGAUGAUGCUAUGGAGGUAGAUACUACUCUGGUUCCAAGCGAUACUAAUGCAACAGAAUCUAAGGAGCUUGGAGAUGAUGGAGUGGGUGAAAUAGAUGACGAAGCGAAUCAGAGUCCUGCUAGUAAGUUGAAAAAACGCAAUUUGAAAUUGCGGAGUAUCACCAAUUCCAACACGGGUGCCGAAGAUAAAGGUGAAACGAAAUUUAUGGAAAAUUACUUGCAGAACUUGUCGUUUGGGUAUAACACCCUACUCUACGUGUUUCAAUAUCUUAAAGUUCAAGAUCUUCUAAGAGCAGGUUGCGUUUGUACCAUGUGGAGGGACAUAGCAAGCCAUCCGAUUUUGUGGCGGACCGUGCGAAUGAAGAACUCCCAAGUGCACAGUUUCGACGGCCUGGCCAAUACCUUAAAGAAACACGGUACCACGCAUUUGGAUUUGCGAAAAAUGCUGCUUCCCAGUAGCGGCGACGAGAUCUGGCCGGAAUUUUCAAAAGCAAUCGCCAAAGUUGACACGCUCAGAAAAAUCGAACUUUGCAGAUGUCCUGCAAGCGUGGUAGAAAACCUAGCGCUAUCCAACCCACAUUUAGAGGUUAUAAACGCUGUUACGAUAAAGUGCGAGAGCAUGAACUUAGGUCCCCUAAAAUCCUUAACCUGCAUCAAAGAGCUACGAUUAAAAUCGACCUCCGGACUGAACAUAACCUCAAUAGAUUCGUUAAAAGAGUUAAAAUCCUUAAGGCAUCUAUCUUUGACGUCUGUCAACGAUUUGCACAAGCUGAAUUUGAACGUCAUAGCCGAAUUGAAGAAUUUGGAGUCGCUGGACCUGGGCGAAUGUACGGACUUCCCGAAAAAUUUUGGAGUGGACAUUUUGAGUCGUUUGGACAAGUUGGAGAAGCUGAGAUUGGAGAAGGGACAGGGGAACUGUCACGUGUUCGAGAUUUUGGAGGCGGCGAAGGGUAUGAAGAAGCUUGAGCAGCUGGAACUGGUGAAUUUUGACGUAAAGUCCGGGUUUGAUAAAGCUUUGGGGGCCUGUAUCAAUAUUAAGAAGUUGAUGAUUAUUCCGACGUAUAUAUCGCAGAGUGCCACGACGAAUAAUAUGGUACUGUCUGGCGUCUUGAGAUUGCAAGGAAGCUUGACCCAUUUCGUGUGGGGAGUGACCCUGGAGCUGCUCCGCGUCACCGAGCUCUUCGUCGACCAGUGCGAAGAGCCCAAAGACAAGAAGGACAAGAAACCGGCCGGCAACGGCGACAGCAUUCCCGUUCUCAAACCCGUACCUGACCUAUCGCACGGCGACGUCAUCCAGGCGGCCAGCAAUCCCCCACAAGUGGAGAUCCUACCGCUGCCUAACCUACAAAAGUUGCUGUUGAACAGCCUGCCGACGACCAGAGUUAAGAUUCUAAAGAUACCGUUCCACGCGACGUGGCGACAAACCCUUACGGAUUCUGUAUAAUUUUAUUUGCUGUUUUUUUUUAUUAUUUUUACAAAAAAUGUAAAAUAUUUGCUACAAAGUAGGGAAGAACGAGAGAAACAGAAGACGUGUAAUAAGAUGAUGAAUCGUGUGACAUUUUUUUUAUGUAAAAAUAUACUUUAUUUACUCGCGAUGAGUUGAAGUGACUGUUAUUUUGGUAGCAUAGAAUAUGCGGGGACAUGAGAAAAGAGCAAAAUAAAACACUAAUUCACCACAAUACCCCAAAACAGUUUUAUUUUUCCAGUGGAUGAUGCUAACAUGGUUAGCGAAACGCGCGUUCAGUGCAAGAACAUAGAUAAGAUACUAUAAUAUAAAAUAGAUAGGAAACUCGAUACAUUUCGUCCGGACCGAGCGGUGGCGCCAGCUCGUGGGUCUAGUAACGAAAUAAAACAUAAAUUUAAAAUGGAUGGUUUCUAUUUUUUUCAGAUUUUUCCAUUUAUUCAAGUAAAUUGAUUCAAGAAAGAACCAAUUUACUCGAAUAAAUGGAUUUAAGUUUAAACGACAAAGGGGAUAUAACAAAAACACAAAAAAAAACUAUAAGAAACCAUCUUUAUUGAACUGAAUAUAAUAACAAAAACAAUACAAAAGGUUAUAAUAAAAAAACUAUCUAGAUCUAUAACAAUUAGGGUAACCUAUUUUACAAUUAAUUAACAAUCUCAAAGGAAGGGAAACUAUCCGGUUGUCGGUUUAUACUACCGUAUGAUCGAAAAAAAUGGCGUCCAGUUGGCUGGGAAAUGACGAUCGAUGACAUUUCCCAUAUAAAUUUACAUAUAAAAUGACAGCGAUCUUCAUUUCCCAGCCAACUGGACGCCGUUUUUUCUCGAUCAUACGGUAUGUGUCUCGAUACACGUGUUAAUACUUACUAUUUGAUCCUUCGGAAACAUAUGCAUUUGGGCAUCUUUUUGGUAAUUCUUACAGCCAGUAACACAACACUUAAAAAACAUUGUCUACGGUUAAAAAUUUUUGAAAAAAACACAAGAACAGAGCGGUAUACAAAUCAAAAACAAAUUUAAAACACGAUCUACGGAUAACGAGCAGAAUAAAAUAUUAAUUGAGAACUGUUUACAUUUGUCGGUAAAAACCAGGUAAAAAUUUAAAUUUUGUAAAAUUUUGUUGCUGAUUGCGCCCCCCUCGUGCUUAUAGUAAUGGACUAUCGGCUACAACCUGUCACUUCCAUAAGAGUUUCCUAGGCAUGGUGCAAGAAUAAGAGCGUUUUGGUGUAUUGUGUUGAAUUGGUGUUUUAUUUUGCUAUUGUAACACCAAAGGUUCCAACCCCUCAACUCGAAUGAGAAAAGUGAAUGUGGUUUAAGAAUCGUUCAACAGUUAUAAUGUGGCAUGAUCUUAUUUUUUUUCUCAAUACUGAUUUGAACUUAAAACUUUCUUAUACCGUUUAUACUUUUGAUUUUUUUGUACAUUUUGAACAAGACUUCACAAGAUCACAUGCCACCAAAUGUUAUUAUACAUAUAAUAGAAUGCAAUAUAUUUAUUUAAUGCUCUAAUCUAUAUUUACACCUUCUUUACGUACAACUAUAACUUUAUGGAUUAUAAAGAAAUAGUAACAUAACCUAAGAUUUUCCCUAUGGUACGACAGGUGGUAUUACACAAAAGUAAGGUUAGUAUGUUGUGUCUGUCAUCAAAUCAAAUUUUGGUUUCAUAAUUUUCAUGUUCUAGAUACCUUCAUUAAUUUUUUGUCAAGUUUUGUAAAAUAUUCAUAAAUAAAUAAAACUUCUAACCUUAUUUUUUAUGUUAGAAAAUUAAAUACUUCUGAAAAAAAUAAUAAAAUCGCAUAAAAUAUUGUUUUUAGCUGUCAUACUUAAAUGAAAUUUCCCUAAAUGUUGGUUAAUACAAGUUUAUUGGAAAAUGUCAUUUUGUUACCUUCUUGACUUGUGUUAUAUAGAAUAUGAUAUGUUAUUUUUUAUUUUAUCAGAAACCAAAAAAUUUCUUAUGAAAAUACUGUAUGAUCGAACGAAAACGUCUUAGUAGGUGGUAGAAGUAACAUUUCAAUUCUUUCAAUCUUUGCUAUGGCAAGUUCUUGAGCGACAAA